UGUCUUUUUACCCUCAAUAUUUUACUUCAAAAUGGCUAUAUUUUUAAUGGGAUCAAAUGUCAUUUUUCGUUUCUCUCGCAGUCUCUCUCUUUUUCCUUCUGUCUAUCAGUUCAAAGUGAAACUUUUGUUUUUUUUUCAUUUCGAGUUUCGAUGGUUUCGACUUUUAGAAUUUGUUUAUUCCAGUUUCUGCAACAAUAUCUAAGAGUAAAAUUGUUAUAUUUAAGCUUAUUUUUGUCUCGCUUUUUAAAGUUGCAAUUAAGUCAAUUUUUUUAUUUUUUUACAAUUAACAGAUGUCAGAUGAAAUGAAUCCAAGUAAUUUAAUUAAAAGCGAAGAGGAUAACGAAAAAAAUCAAAAACAAAAUUCCGCCACAAAAAAGCGUUUUUUCUUUACCAAAGGCCAACGACCAUUACCUCCAAAUAAUCCAACUUCUGAACAUUUAGAAAAAACAAAUGAAGAAAUUGUUGGAAAAGAGGAAAAUUGUGCUCAUGAAAUUAUUAUAAAGGAUAUGUGUGGAAAUUGUGGGAAGGAUUUAAGAAUCAAAGGAGGAUAUUCUGGGGAGCGGACAGAGCCUGUUGGGGCAAAUAUUUCUAUGAUACAUCACGUCCCCGAGCUUGUAGUUUCUAAUGAGGUUGCAAGUCAAUUGGGUGCCCGAGACCAUGAAAACAUUCUUCGCCAACGCAAAUUGAUUUUAUUGUUAGAUCUUGACCAAACAUUGGUUCACACUUCGAAUAGGCCUUUAAAGCCUUGUGAAGCAGCAUCGUCAACAAAUUUGUUUGGUUAUCAACUUUUUGGAAAUACUUUUUUUACAAAAAUAAGGCCUUAUACUCAUCAUUUUUUGGAACAUAUUAAUAAAUUGUAUGAAUUACAUAUUGUUACUUUUGGUCAACGUAUGUAUGCGCACAAAAUUGCUGAACUGCUUGACCCAAAUAAAGUUUAUUUUGAUUAUAGAGUUUUAUCUAGAGAUGAAUUAUUGAGCAGUAUUCACAAGGCUGGAAAUUUAAAAGCUUUAUUUCCUUGUAGUGAACAAUUAGUUUUAAUGUUGGAUGAUAGACCGGAUGUUUGGAUGCAUUCUGAUGCUUUAAUUCGAUUAAAACCUUAUCGUUUCUUUUUGGAUGUUGGGGAUAUUAAUUAUCCUUUGGAAAAAGAAAAUAAAGAUUCUGAGGAAAAGGAAAAGAAUAUUAAUGAAAAAAGUGUUGAAAAGAAGGAAAUGGAGAAAAAGGAAAAAGAAGAGAAAGGAGAAGAAAGUUUAAUUCAAAAAGAUAUUCCAAAAUCCGAGGAAAAUAAAAAAUGUGAUGAAGAACAACCCAAAAAAUCUGAAUUAAAAAUUGAUUUACCUGAUGAAUUGAGUAAGCCAGUUACUCCUUUAUCUGAUAAUGAUAAUGCUUUGGUAUAUAUUGAACGUAUAUUGAAGGAGAUCCAUUCAAUAUUUUAUGAGCAAUAUGAUCGUGAAGGACAAACUCCAAACGUCAAACAUAUUGUCUCCUGGCUUCGUUCUCAAGUUUUGAAAGGUGAACGUAUAGUCUUUUCUGGAAUAGUCCCGCUUGGAAUUGAUAUUAAUUCUUGCGAAAUUUACCAACUUUGUACACAAUUUGGAGCAAAAGUUGGAGAAAAAAUUGUUAAAGGGGAAACUACCGUUUUGGUUGCUGCUAAAGCUGGAACUGAAAAAAUUCGUCAAGCAAAACGUUUACGAAUUCCUGUAGUCAGUGUUCGUUGGUUAGAAGCUUGUUAUGAACGUUGGCAGAAACUUGAUAAAAGGGAUUUUUUAUUUUGUGAAGAGGAUUGUGCAGACUUUGGCGGUUCUUUGCAUUCAAAAAAGCCACGUUUAAGUGAAACUUUAUGUUCAAGUACAGAAAUGGAUCAUUUUUCACAAAUGGAUACUCUUGACAAAAAGGCAUUGCAGGAAAUGGAAAAUGAGGUAGAUUGUGCUCUUUCUGAAGAUGAUGACGAUGAUAACGAGGCUUCCACUUCUUUCUAUACUCAAUUAAAAACAGAAAAGGAAGAUCAAGAAUUAUCUGUUUCUGACAAUGAUAACAACAACAAAUUUGUAGAUGAUAUACUUCCAAAUUUAAAUGAAGAAGAAGAUCCACAAGAAUAUAGUAAAUGUCUUGAUGAAAGUGAAAUUCCGUUAAAUGAUGAGGAAGAAGAUGAGCAGGAUUACAUUGAUUAUGAAAAUGAACAUUUGGAGGAGAAGGAAUCAUCAUCUGAUGGGGGAAGUGAAGUGAAGCAAUAUGGAAAAGAGGGGACAUCUCAGGAUGAUGAAGAGGUGGAGGGACAAUUUGAAAAGGAGGCAUCUUAUGGUGAAAGUGAUGUGAGGCAAUUUGGAGAUUCUGAUACAAAUGAUUUAAAUGAAGAUUAUGAUGAAAUGGUGGCUGAUAUUGAACAGCAGUUGAACGAUAAUAAAUGACAUUAUUUAAUUU
This is a messenger RNA of Meloidogyne enterolobii, 2418 nucleotides long. NCBI's taxonomy places the organism in Eukaryota, Metazoa, Nematoda, Chromadorea, Rhabditida, Meloidogynidae. The record is from the annotation of a GenBank genome assembly.